UGGGUGGGCUGGAGGAGGCCGGGUUCUCAGGCGCGCGCAGCCGCAGAGCCCCACAGCCUGGCCCGUUAGCCGGGUUGCUGCGCAUUUGCCAGCCAGUUCGCCCGUCCGUCCGGAGCCCGGCUCGCUGGGGCAGCAUGGCGGGGUUGCUGCUGCUUCGCGAGCCGCGGGCCGGGGGCGUCGGCCUUUUGGUUGUGCUGCUGUUGGGUUUACUUCGACCACCCGCUGCGUUGUGCGUCCGGCCGGUAAAGGAGUCCCGCAACCUGGGCGCAGCCUCACCGCCCCAGGCCGAAGCAGGCGCUCCCCGCCGCUUCCGGCGGGCUGUGCUCCGCGGAGAGGCGGCGGGAGCUGUGCAGGAGCUGGCGCGGGCGCUGGCGCACCUGCUGGAGGCCGAGAGGCAGGAGCGGGCGCGGGCUGAAGCGCAGGAGGCCGAGGACCAGCAGGCCCGCAUGCUGGCGCAGAUGCUGCGCAGCUGGGGUGCGCCCCGCACCACCGAUCCCGCUCUAGGUUUGGAGGACGACCCGGACGCGCCCGCCGCGCAGCUCGCCCGCGCCCUGCUCCGCGCCCGCCUGGACCCGGCAGCUUUUGCCGCUCAGCUGGCGCCCGCUCCGGGCCCCGCCGCCCCGCUCCGACCCCGGCCCCCAGUCUAUGACGACGGACCCCCUGCGCCCCCCGAGGCUGAUGAAGCGGGCGACGAAGCGCCCGAUGUGGACCCAGAGUUACUGAGGUAUUUGUUGGGGCGGCUCCUCUCGGGAAGCCCAGAUCAGGAAUCUGCGGCUGCUCCACGCCGCCUCCGCCGCUCUGCUGACCCGGACAUGGCCCCGGACGCGCCCCCCGAGGGCAUGCUGGGGGCCUUGCUGCGUGUCAAACGCCUGGAGACUCCUGCUCAGCAGGGACCAGGCCGCCGCCUUUUGCCACCCUGAGCAUGGCCUGAAUCCGCAGUGCCCUCGGGCCCAGGCCCAGCGCCCCCUUCCCCAUCUCUCCCCACCCUAGACUGCCCGCCAUCACUUGGAGCGGAGCGCACGUUACCAGCACCCCCCUCCCGCCUGCCGCAGUCGCUGCCUUCCAGCCCCACAAUAAAGAAGCAGUGAAGCAGCA
Messenger RNA from Sorex araneus (European shrew), 1095 nucleotides. RefSeq names its product proprotein convertase subtilisin/kexin type 1 inhibitor (gene PCSK1N). The record is from RefSeq and is a predicted model, not a curated record. NCBI's taxonomy places the organism in Eukaryota, Metazoa, Chordata, Mammalia, Eulipotyphla, Soricidae. Bases 135 to 920 code for a protein of 261 amino acids. Gene Ontology annotation, molecular function: endopeptidase inhibitor activity. The transcript is spliced from 3 exons. Gene Ontology annotation, biological process: negative regulation of endopeptidase activity.